Eruca vesicaria subsp. sativa (arugula) is the source of this 333-nucleotide messenger RNA. The record is from the annotation of a GenBank genome assembly. Lineage: Eukaryota; Viridiplantae; Streptophyta; Magnoliopsida; Brassicales; Brassicaceae.
AUGUCCUAUAACAACAAGCGGCUUCCAAAGCGGACCAUCCUCGUACGUCACGGCGAAUCUGAAGGGAACCUCGACACGGCCGUAUGCAUAUACGACAACACCAGAUCAAAAGACCAGUUAACAUAUUCCGGCCUGCUUCAGGCACAUGAGGCAGGAGCUCGUCACCACGCCUUGAUCUCCUCCAACAGGUCUUCACCUAGUGGCGUGUCUACUUCUAUAUUUGUCCAUAUGAUCGGACGCGAUCUAUGCUCCGGGAGAUUGAACGGUCGUUCUAGCGUCGUCGUGUCUUUUGGUGUUCGUGAAGAAUGUCGUAUUAGGGAACAAAAGAAUUAA